Messenger RNA from Paecilomyces variotii, 2574 nucleotides. RefSeq names its product apurinic or apyrimidinic site lyase. Lineage: Eukaryota; Fungi; Ascomycota; Eurotiomycetes; Eurotiales; Thermoascaceae. Gene Ontology annotation, biological process: base-excision repair. The transcript is spliced from 5 exons. The record is from RefSeq and is a predicted model, not a curated record. Gene Ontology annotation, cellular component: nucleus; mitochondrion. Gene Ontology annotation, molecular function: DNA binding; zinc ion binding; DNA-(apurinic or apyrimidinic site) endonuclease activity. The coding region runs from base 316 to 2199 and encodes 627 amino acids.
AAAAGCAGAGACUUAGUUAAUUGAACAAAACAGAGGCUGAAUUGUUCCAUAUGGUCACUUGUACUGUUCUGCCCUGACGUUGGUUGCUCGACAUAGAUAAUCGUGAAUAUCCGGCGAGCGACACUUGCCAGACGCGCCACUCGCUGGAUACAGCUAAUAAUAAUAACUAGGGCGCAACACCAGGGAAGAACAGCCACAGAUCCACUCCAACAGCCUGUCUACCCUUCGAGAUCACUACUAAUUUCCAGGAUCGAACUAAUGACAGAGAACAAUUAAUACGUCUCCAUAUGUUGAGUUGAACAAUUGCUUCCUGCAAUGCCCGCGCGCUCCUCCCGCAGCGCAGGUUUCGCCGCGGAGUCGCCAUCGCCAAGCUCGAAAUCCUCAACGGCCGCAACUGAUGCAAUGCAGAGGAAUGCACCAAAAAAAGGUAGCAAACGAGGUGUCGAGGACGCAACAGAAGUAGGAUCACCUUUGAGGAGGUCCAAGAGAUCGAGAACAUCGCUAGCCUCCGAUUUGCCUUCUCCGGCCCCUACAGCGAGUGGGAACGAAAUCAUUCCCGACGAAGACAUUGAUAAAGUCAACGGUGCAACACCUACGGAAGACGAUACGGGGACAGUGCAGAGAGGGAAAAAGCAGAGAAAGACAAAGACUGUUGCUGAGGUCACAGAGAAGGCGGAGGUGUCAGCGAGCGUCAAGUCAAACAAGAGGGCAAGGGCAACACGGACAAAGGCCUCCUACGUCGAUCAAGACGUGGACGCAGAGAUCGAUGAAGAAGUAAAGGAGGAGGAAGAGGAAGAGGAACAGGAGAUAGUCGUCAAGAAAACGGUGAAACGCAAGAGGAAGACCAAGGAAGAAAAGGACGCUGAAGCGAUGCCACUCGCUGCGCGCACACAAGGGCUGCGCAUGUUCGUGGGUGCCCAUGUCAGUGCUGCGAAAGGAGUCCAAAAUGCCGUUACAAACAGUGUUCACAUAGGGGGAAAUGCCUUCGCUCUGUUUCUGAAAUCUCAGAGGAAAUGGGAUAAUCCGCCAUUGCAAGAUGAGCACAGAGAUGCAUUUCGACAGCUGUGCGUCGAGCACAAGUACGACCCUGCAAAAUUCGUCCUACCUCACGGUUCCUACCUUGUCAACCUGGCUCAGGAAAACAAGGCAAAAGCCAAACAAGGAUAUGACUCGUUCCUGGAAGAUCUACAGCGUUGCGAGGAUCUCGGCAUCAAACUCUAUAAUUUCCAUCCCGGCUCAGCAAACCAGAGCACCCUUUCCUCAGCACUUUCUCGCCUCGCCGAGGCGCUCACAAACGCCCUCUCAGCCACAAAGACCGUCAUCCCCGUCCUCGAGACGAUGUGCGGACAUGGAACGACCAUUGGAAGCAAUCUCAGUGACUUCCGCGACUUAAUAGCUUUGAUUCCCGAGAAAUACCAUGAUCGCAUCGGCAUCUGCGUGGAUACCUGCCACAGCUUCGCAGCAGGCUACGACUUGGUUUCCCCCGCUGGAUUCCAAGCCUUCAUGAAAGAAUUCGACGACCUCAUCGGCCUCAAAUACCUUCGUGCCUUGCAUCUAAACGACUCUAAAGCUCCCCGCGGCAGCAAGCGCGAUCUCCACGCAAACAUCGGAACAGGAUUCCUCGGUCUGCGAGCCUUCCACAACGUCAUGAAUGAGAAACGCUUCGAAGGACUGCCCAUGAUCCUUGAAACACCCAUCGAUAGACCCGAUCCCUCAUACCUCCCCUCGGGCGAGACCACAGCAGUCCCCGAAGCAAGUGAAGAACCAACCCACGAUUCCUGCGCCGAAGAGAGCGAAGCAGAAGAUACCAAGUCCAAAAAGGGCAAAAAGUCCAAACGCCCAGUUGGUGCGCGCCCACCCACUAUCCCAGAUUACAACGUCUGGGUGCGCGAGAUCAAACUCCUCGAAUCUCUGAUCGGAAUGGACCCCGAAAGUGCCGAAUUCAAGACCCUCGAAGCCCAAUUAUCUGAGGAAGGACGCGCGGAACGAGAAAGGCUUCAGGACCAAUAUGACCGCAAGCUUGAAGCGGAUGAGAAGAAGAGGAAAAAGGAACUUGAGAAGCAGAAUCAACGGAGUCUAGAGGAUAUGUUUGGAAGUGGGAAUGCGAAGAAAGGUGCUGGAAAGGCAAUGAAAGCUGCUCCGAAGGGGAAGGCCAGAGGGAAGAAAGUGAAGUCGGGUUCUGAAAGUGGUAGUGAGUGAGGCUUUUCUCAUUCUCACCUUUGUAUGUAUUUGUAUAAUUAGGUCUUAUUCGGUCGAUAUCGGAGAGGAGUAAUCCUUAUCAGUAAUCCUCAUCGCUUGCUGCUGGCCAGUGGGAUGUUGGACUACGUUAGAUAAAAGUUGGGUUGCAUACAUCUACGCACAUCCACACUUGAGAGAUCGUAGAACUGUAAACGGCUGUCAUAAUUUAGAACGCUUGCAUAACUGUAUAUUGAACAAAAGUCUGCCAAUGGUACCAUCACAACUUUCCGGUAUAAGCCCUAAUUGGCUGGCUGCGGGACUGUUCAGACUCUUUGCGACAGUACCACGCGGAAUAUACAUAUGAUUGUGGCAUACCACAUUGCACGAGAGGAGAGU